Colius striatus (speckled mousebird) is the source of this 1713-nucleotide messenger RNA. Its product is annotated as tubulin alpha-4 chain. Gene Ontology annotation, cellular component: cytoplasm; microtubule. The coding region runs from base 127 to 1422 and encodes 431 amino acids. NCBI's taxonomy places the organism in Eukaryota, Metazoa, Chordata, Aves, Coliiformes, Coliidae. Gene Ontology annotation, molecular function: GTP binding; structural constituent of cytoskeleton. Gene Ontology annotation, biological process: microtubule cytoskeleton organization; mitotic cell cycle. The record is from RefSeq and is a predicted model, not a curated record. The transcript is spliced from 5 exons.
GCCAUUCAUUUACAAACUGGUCCAGCUCUUCCGACAGGCUUGGACAGCCGUGUUCUCUCCAAUCCAUAGGCCUCCAAUUCACGACAUGAGUGCAUCUGUGUUCACAUUGGCCAAGCUGGAGUUCAAAUGGGCAAUGCGUGUUGGGAACUCUUCUGCCUGGAGCACAGCAUUCAGCCAAACGGCAGCUCCGUUGACCUGCCCAAAGACGACGAUUCCUUUGCCACAUUCUUCAUGGAGAUGAGCUCUAAAAAAUACGUGCCCAGGGCUAUUAUGGUGGACUUGGAGCAAACUGUGAUAGAUGAAGUGAGAGCUGGCACUUACCGGCAGCUUUUCAAUCCAGAACAGCUGAUCACUGGAAAGGAAGAUGCAGCAAACAAUUAUGCACGUGGCUACUACUCUGUUGGCAAAGACAAAAUUGAUGCAGCACUAGAUGGCAUCCGUAAGCUGACUGAUGCCUGUUCUGGGCUGCAAGGAUUCCUGAUCUUCCACAGCUUUGGUGGGGGUACCGGCUCUGGCUUUACCUCUUUACUAAUGGAACAACUCUCUGUGGAUUAUGGAAAGAAGUCCAAACUGGAGUUUGCCAUCUACCCAGCCCCUUGGGUAUCCACCUCUGUGGUGGAGCCCUAUAAUUCCAUCCUGACCACACACACCACCCUGGAGCACUCAGACUGCGCCUUCAUGGUAGAUAAUGAGGCCAUCUAUGAUAUCUGCCACCGAAACCUGGACAUCGAGCGUCCCACUUACACCAACCUCAACUGCCUCAUCAGCCAGAUUGUCUCCUCCAUCACCGCCUCUCUGCGCUUUGACGGUGCCCUCAACGUGGACCUGACGGAGUUCCAGACAAACCUGGUGCCCUACCCACGCAUCCACUUCCCCUUGGUGACCUACGCCCCCAUCAUCUCCUGCGACAGAGCACAUCAUGAGCAGCUCUCGGUGGCUGAAAUCACCAACUCCUGCUUUGAGCCCAACAACCAGAUGGUGAAGUGUGACCCAAGACAUGGGAAGUACAUGGCUUGCUGCAUGCUCUACCGUGGGGACGUUGUCCCCAAAGAUGUCAAUGUAGCAAUUGCUGCCAUCAAGGCCAACAAUUCUCUCCAGUUUGUUGACUGGUGUCCAACAGGCUUCAAGCUUGGCAUCAACUGUCAACCUCCUAUAGUUACACCAGCAGGACACCUAGCCCAGGUUCAGCGAGCAGUCUGCAUGCUGAGCAACACCACAGCCAUUGCAGAGGCCUGGGCAAGGCUCAACCACAAGUUUGAUCUGAUGUAUGCCAAAAGAGCUUUUGUGCACUGGUACGUGGGUGAAGGCAUGGAGGAAGGAGAAUUUGCAGAGGCACGAGAGGACCUGGCUGCCCUGGAGAAGGACUAUGAAGAAGUGGGAACUGACUCAUUUGAAGAUGGAAAUGAGGGAGAUGAAUUUUAAAAUUCACUCUCCCUUUUUCUGUGCCUAAUAUUGUCUCUGUGUUUCUUUUUUUUCAUGAGUCUGCAUUUCUGCUUUCUCACAUGCCCCGAGUCCAUAGCCAUCUUAGUAGACUAUAAACAGGAUGAGUGCUCCACUAUGAGAACACAAGACAGCAAAUGUGGGAUAUAUGACCAGCUAAUCAUUAGUUGCCUUGCCUCAGAGAGUGACUGGCUUCAUAUUUUUUGCUAAUAUGUCCUGAAAGGAUCUCUGCAAUCUAUACUGUCAUUUUUUUUUCAAUCCAAAUAUUGUCAU